This is a messenger RNA of Scatophagus argus, 3310 nucleotides long. RefSeq names its product secretory carrier membrane protein 2 (gene scamp2). The coding region runs from base 110 to 1102 and encodes 330 amino acids. Lineage: Eukaryota; Metazoa; Chordata; Actinopteri; Scatophagidae. Gene Ontology annotation, biological process: protein transport. The transcript is spliced from 9 exons. Gene Ontology annotation, cellular component: recycling endosome membrane; trans-Golgi network membrane. The record is from RefSeq and is a predicted model, not a curated record.
UGCGCCUGCGCUGUAAACUUCAUUCGAGGAAGUAGCAGGAGAGGCAACUCAAACAAACGACACAGAAGAGUUUGUUAUUCGGGGCAAAACAUCACACAUCCUUUCCAAAAUGUCGGGAUUUGACAACAACCCGUUCGCGGAUCCUGCCGGCGACAACCCUUUCAAUGAUCCUUCAGUCACACAAGUGACCAACUCCAGCAUAGAAACAGCUGACCAGUACAACUCUUUUCCUGCCCAUCCCACAGACGGCCUGGCUGUUCACACCACUCCAGCCUCCACCUCUCCCUAUCAGCCUGCUGUGUUACAGCCGUCUACAGAGCCCAGUCCACAGGCGACUGCUGCUGCAGCUCAGGCCAAUCUGCUGAGGCAGCAGGAGGAGCUGGAGAGAAAAGCUGCCGAGCUGGACCGCAGAGAGCAGGAGCUACAGAGCAGAGGCUCGUCAGGUAAAGAGAACAACUGGCCUCCCCUCCCUAAGAGCUUCCCCAUCAGGCCAUGUUUCUAUCAGGACUUCUCAGAGGAAAUCCCUCCAGAGUACCAGAGAGUCUGCAAGAUGAUGUACUAUCUGUGGAUGUUCAACUGUGUGACUCUGUUCCUCAACCUGCUGGCGUGCUUGGCUUACUUCAUAACAGCUGCGUCCCAAGGGGUGGAUUUCGGCCUCUCAAUCCUCUGGCUCAUCCUCUUCGCUCCCUGCUCCUUCCUGUGCUGGUACCGGCCCAUCUACAAGGCCUUCAAGACUGACAGCUCCUUCAGCUUCUUCUUCUUCUUCUUCGUGUUUUUCUUCCAAGUGGUGAUCUUAAUCAUCCAGGCGGUAGGCAUCCCCAAUUGGGGGAACAGUGGAUGGAUCGCUGCCUUCACAAGUCUCACCAGCAACAAGGCAGUGGGAGCCAUCAUGAUCAUAGUGGCCAUCUUGUUCACCAUCUGUGCUGUGCUGUCUGUCAUCCUGCUCAAGAUGGUCCACAGCAUGUACCGCCGGACUGGGGCCAGUUUCCAGAAGGCCCAGCAGGAAUUUUCACAGGGCGUCUUCACCAGUAAAACCUUCCAAACGGCUGCUGCCAGUGCAGCAACCUCUGCUGCCCAGGGAGGCUUCCAGGCAAACAACUAAUGGUAGAUGGAGCUAAGCUAAGCUCCAUUUAGCAGGUCAAGGUCUACAUGUUAUCAGGUCUAGAUUAUAAACUAAAACAUAGCUGAACAACGCAGGAAGUUUAGGCUCAUUGAGUACAUGGUUGCCGCCAAAGAAGCAGGAAGUCAUUGUGAUGCUCAGAACAUUUCUCAUCCUUGGGAGCCAGCAGCUGCAAAUUGUAAUCUAACCUAAUAAUGUAUAGACCUUGAGCUCAGUGAGGCUGUAAUAGUGGCCUCCCUCCUUUCAUCCCCAACAUCAAUGCACAUGUAAUUCCCCGUAUUAACUUUGCUUUACUCAGUCAGCGUGUCUCCUGCAGAGUGACUUCGUCUGCCUCUGUUUGGGUGUUUAAAAGGCAGACGAGGGGAAAGUCACACAUCAAGUGCAUUAUUUGGUGGAAAGCAUGAAUGAAGCUCACUGAUUGCUACUUCAGUGUGUCCUGGCUUUGUAUAUUUUGUGUGCACUUUUUUUUGGCAAUGCUCUUUGGUGUAAUAUGUGACUGUGUGUGUGUGCGUGUGCGUGUGUGUACUGGUGUGCUGAUCACAUGUAUUCAUGUGGGUGCAGUAUGCUUUUGUUUCUCCACACUGAUGGUGGACCCCGAUCCUGUAAUAUAGGAGCGAUGAAGUAUUUCUGGUCAUUAAUUGGCAUUUUUUUUCCAUCUCAAAAGCAUUUCUUUCGCAACCCUGAUCCCUUAGACAAUUGGACGAUGUGUAAAAACGGUAAAUAAAAAAAACAGAAAGUGUUCCUGAGCUCAUGUAGUAAUACGGUUCAGACAGUCGUGUGUUUCACAAAGUGGUGAACUUCAGCCAAUCCUUCCUUGUGAAUCACUCAGCCUUUCAUAGCAGUCAUAAUACCUGAGGUUCCAUACAGGUGAUUUUUGAGCAUUUCACAACGUUCUCAUACUUUUGUUGCUCUUCCAUGUUUGAAACAUGUCACAGAAUAGGAAUGUAUUUACAAAAAUCAGUGACUUUGAUGAGUUCAAACAUUAAAUAACUUGUUUUGUACUGUGUUCAAUUGAGAUUAUGUCUUAAAAGGACAAAUAAAUGAUCACAUACUGUUUUAGUUUUGUUUUACACAGUGUCUCAGUGUUUUUGGAGUCAGGGUUUUAUGUUGUUGAGCCUGUUUUGGCGAAUCAUUUCUUUUGUGUGCUGCAAAUAAUAAGGAAGAAAAGUAACUGUAGAUUAGAUGUUUUGGGUAUUCAUGUCACUGUAUCUUCAAUCUGUGGACAACUAUUUAAUGAAGAAAAUACUCCCAACCACUUUCAGGGGUUGUCAGUUUUUGAAAUGUGUGCCUUUGGCUUUUGCCUGGAAAGUUUUUGUUGUCCUUGUCAGAAAAUCAGUGGAAAUACUGUAUAUUUUGGUAUCACAUGAUGCUUUCUACAUAAAGACCACAUCCACAGAGGGAGAAAAAAAAUCAAAGUGUUUAGCUUCAAUCAAUUUCAAGCAAAUUAAAUUUCCACCUAAGUUUAGAUGCAGCUUCAACUACAUCUUUGAUCACUGCUUUGCUCAAAUGGUGUUACUAAGGACACCAAAGCAAUACUAACUGUAAAACGGAAAAUUUUGCUAAAAAACAAACAAAACGGUAUUUUCUCCAAGCAGAUUGGCACCAGUUAAUACAGUUGCCUUGAUGGGCUGAGCCUGUUGAGUGUCAAUGAGUGUUAAAUUUUAGGAAUAAUUGGAUUCUCAGGCUCAGAUUUCACGGCAGUCUUAUGAGGCUUUCACAUGUUCAACGGGAGAAGCAGGACCUGAAUCCCAGAUUUCCUUGAUGGGUGUCUUCUAAUUUCUACUACAGUGGUGCAAAUGUUCCUAACACUUCCCUUCCCCAAGUCUUCCUUGCACCUUUCUAAGACCAAGUUCUAAAUUAUUUACUUUGUACUGAUGUAUAUUUUCUAUGUGAUUUGUAAUAUUGAAAAAAACAUAUGUGUGUUUAACUGAUGACCUGUUUUAAAACAUCAGCUUAGAUGUAACAUAUUAGCAUUUCAAAAGAACGACUGCAAACUCACAGUAUUUUUUGUGAUGUUAUUGCAACAGGUAUUGGUCUAAUUUAAGGUUUGAUCUUACAUCAUGAUUCAUUGAAUCAUUGAUCAUUCAGUGAUCAUUCACACAUCUCAUGCAUUGUUUUGGGGCAACAGAAUUCAAUGCUUUUUGUAUUUCAAUGUUGAAUAUAGCAAUCUAAUAAAAUGCUUUGCUUUGA